AGGACCACCUAUCUGACCACUGUUCUCUGCCUUUGUUGCUAUAACCAGUUCCUUGUACUUUGGAAGAAGCAAGGGGAAGCUUUAAGAUGCAUGAUACAAAGAUGGUGGGCAGAGCAACCUUUCUUGUUUUCAUGGCGUUUGCUUUUGUUCCUAGCCUUGCUACGGUUUAUGACGUUGGGGGGUCUGGAGGUUGGGACCUUGAUGUCAAUUACACCACUUGGGCUUCUACAGAGAGUUUAUUUGUUGGUGACGAGCUCCGUUUUAAGUACAACGCAUCGAAACAUAAUGUAGAGGUUGUCAAUCGAGAAGAUUAUGAUGCAUGCACAAAUAAGAGCGUAAUUAGCAGCUUUAAGAAUGGUGACACACUCGUUACUCUUAACACUACGGGCUUACACUACUUCUUGUGCUCGAUUGAGCGCCAUUGUGCAAAUGGGUUGAAGCUGGAGGUCAAGGUCUCUUCCCAAACCAUAGCACCCUUUGGUGCGCCGACAUCGACACCAGUUCCGCCUUCUCAUAGUAGUACUACUGCUUUGUUUCCUCGCUUCAAUGCCCGUGUGCUUGGGGCCAUGGCACUCGGUCUUUUCGCAUCACUUGCAACAUGAAUCAGUCUCUCUCACACACACAUGCACGCUUUCUACAUGCGCAGGGAAGAGGCAGUGCGAUUUCUUUCUCUCUCUCUUUAGGCUCGUCUGUCUGUGUUGCUUGUUUUCAUUGUAUGGAAUUCUAAUUCCUGUCUGUUGAUUCGGUGUCAUUUGUUAGUUACGGAGUCUAUUGAAGUAAUGUGUCAUUUGUUACAACUGAGACUAUAGGAAUAAUGUGUC
Messenger RNA from Amborella trichopoda, 821 nucleotides. The record is from RefSeq and is a predicted model, not a curated record. Lineage: Eukaryota; Viridiplantae; Streptophyta; Magnoliopsida; Amborellales; Amborellaceae.